Clunio marinus is the source of this 861-nucleotide messenger RNA. The record is from the annotation of a GenBank genome assembly. NCBI's taxonomy places the organism in Eukaryota, Metazoa, Arthropoda, Insecta, Diptera, Chironomidae.
AUGGAUCGUUCUCAAAAUCCUCUUGUGAAUAUUAAGAAAAAGUUCAUUGCUUUGAAUAUUUUUGAUGGUGUUCGAAUGCCCUCAAAGAGAUUUUUCUUAACAACAACUUCUUACUUGAUAUUCUGGUGGAUAAUUCAUCUUAAGAAUAUUUGCUUUGACUUUGUAAAUGAUACAAAAAAGCAGUUUUCAGCCAUCUACGGCUUUUGUGCAAUUUUCGAGUGCGGAUUCAUUAUCAUCACACGUACUCAAUCUUGGGUUUAUAGUCACAUGGGUGAUACUUUUGCAGGCUUGGACAGUUUGUAUGUUUCGUUGACUUAUCACUGUAUCGGGAAGUUGGCAGUUUGUUCUCAUCUUGCAUCAAACAUUAAUCAACACACAGAUGAGCAAUAUAUUUUGAAAUUAAUUAAAAAACAUUUGGAUGUUCUUGAUCUCAUUAAAGUUUCGGCGAAAUUUUAUAAUAAAUUGAAUUCUGUUCAACUUUGUGUAUCAUUCGGGGCAAUUGCCACCAGUAUGUACAACAUGAAACUCAAUUUUGAGAUACUGCUCAUUGUGCCUCUAAGUGCUGCUUUAAUUCAACUUUUCUUUUACUUCUAUGUGGGACAUCAGCUUUCAUCAAUGAACGCUCAACUUCAACAUUCAAUUUAUGGAUCAAAAUGGUACGAAAUAAAAAGUAUUUCCUUGAAGAAGAAAAUUUUAUUCAUGCUGAUGAUGAUGCAACAUGAUAAAGGCUAUUCAGUCAUGGGGCUUACAACUAUUAUGAAUUUUGAAAGUUAUUUAGAUGUCAUGAAGCAAAACCCAUUGCGUUUAUCUAUUACUUCGAGUUCACAACAGUGGCGACGAGGAUUAAAAAUAACAGUUUAA